Funneliformis geosporum is the source of this 235-nucleotide messenger RNA. NCBI's taxonomy places the organism in Eukaryota, Fungi, Glomeromycota, Glomeromycetes, Glomerales, Glomeraceae. The record is from the annotation of a GenBank genome assembly.
AUUCAAAUGGUAAACAUUUUAUUACUAACGAAGAGGCUGAAAAAUGGGAUAAAGAGCAUCAUGAUCCCAAAGAAGCUAGACUUCCAACAUUAGCAGAGAUAGAGGAAGAAAUUGAAAAAAUAGCUGAAAGGCAAGAAUAUGAAGCACAAAAGGAGUAUACUUUUAAGGCACAUUUUUGGUCAAUUUAUGAAGAAAAGAUAGGACUUAUUCUACAGGAGCAUAUUCCACAAAAAUU